Molecule: messenger RNA, 2733 nt
Organism: Cokeromyces recurvatus
Lineage: Eukaryota; Fungi; Mucoromycota; Mucoromycetes; Mucorales; Mucoraceae
Exons: 6
Coding region: 123-2531 (802 amino acids)
Source: RefSeq, a predicted model, not a curated record
GUGGUCAAGGACGUGUUCGUGGUCGUGGUCAAGGUCGUACUAGCCUUAGCAAAUCAUUAGAAGAACCUCAACGUAGUACUCGUGUUUCUGCUAAACCAGCUUCGUCGAACUCUGAAACUCUAAUGCAAGUUGAUUAUGACGCAUGUAUUGGUUUUAGUUCAGAUAUAACACAAGCUGUUGAACACACUUUAUCUAAUAUUGAAACUUCAAAAUCUAUGACUUCAAAACCAACUACUAUAGCUUCAUUAAUGAAUGAUAAUACUGUCACAGAUGAAAUGUCAGAAGUUCAUAUGACUGAAGCAUUUCAGUCUGAUUUUAUAGAACCUAACUAUGAAAGAUUUCAUAAUAGGGUGCCAAAUAAAAAACUAACAAAUUCUCAAAACAUAAAUGAUACUAACACAUCAAUAUUGACUCAACAAAACCAAUUAUACCAGCAAAAUAUACAUGAGGCAGAAGCAGAAUCUUUUGUAACUAUAGGAGAUGCUGUUUCAGCUAUUGCCACAUCAAGGCAGAAUCAUCAAUACCAAUCAAGUAAAUUAUCUGAAAAUAUCACCCCUAAUAUCCCUGGAUUGAUCAAAAGUAAGAAUGAGGUUAAUACCCCAAUUAAUCAAAGAAAACCUGAUAACUUCUACAGCUAUAUGACUACAAACGAACCAUUACCUAUACCAAGUGAAGAUAUAAAUGCCACUAAAUAUUCUUUACAUACUACAUCAAUAGAUAAAGAUUCAAGUAUUGCAGGUGAUAUUGAAACCCCAUCAAAGAAAAUAAAUCAGUACAUAUCAAAUAAUCAAAAACAGGCAGAAAAUUCAACUCAUGUUUCCACCGAAUCAUCUAAGCAAUUACUCAAAGUAGAAAAUUUACUUGAAAACAAAAAAGAAUCUACUAUUGAGUCAAGUGCUACAGCCAAUACCAUUUCAAAUAUUGAACCUCAAGCUAACUAUGAUGGAACAGUUGAAAAACGAAAACCUAAAAGAGCAUAUGUCAGACGGCAAAAUAAAACAGUCAAGACAGUUAAUAUGAAAGAUGCAAAACCCAAAAGGCCAUAUCAACGAAAGAAUAAGGCUAAUGCUAUACAAGUUGCAAAAGAUAAAAUAAAUUCUGAAAACAUUCAGAAUUGUAAAAUGGAUAAAUCAAAAAAGAAAAAUACCAGCAGUGAACCUGUUAUUUAUACCGAAACUGUAAAAGAUACCAAGAAUAUUCAAAAUACUACUAAUUUAUCUAAUCAGAUACCUAAAGAGUAUUGUCAAUAUGAAACAAACCCCUAUGAAAUGAACACUGUAGCAAAAUCUGUAAAUACUGAAUCCAUGAAUGCUAUUCCUCUGUCAAUUGAAAAACAAAAUGGUAAAAACGACGACCCUGCUAAAAUCUUAUAUGAACGCAUGACUGAAGUUGAACAGCCUUCUCAAGUAUUAAAACCAAAACGCGCUACUCGAGAGGGUCCUAGUACUGCCAAUACUAUUACUACUACUGCUGCUGCUGCUAAAAAAGCACCAAAACGUGUUUCACGCAAACCAAAAAAACAGAACACUGUAAUAAAUACAGAAUCUAUAUCUAAGGCUAUUAUUACAAAUACUGAAGAUAAUCCUAUAGAAGAAGAAAAGACGGAAAAUGAGGCAAUGGGCCAAAAUAAGCCAACGAGUGAAGAAAUCCAGUCUAUUCCAGAUAUUGCUUAUGCCGAAAGUUCAAAUAGGCCAUUCAAACGCGUAUCAAAACGUAAAAUAAUCGAUCUUGAACCGUCUAUGGCAGAUAACGUUGCUGAAGAAAGUUCCAGUACAAAGCGUAUACGUCAAAAUAAACAAAAGCAGUCUAUUAAUGAAUUUAAACCAACAAAAUAUAUUCAAUUUGAAAAAGAAGAAGAUAAGAUUUCAUCUGAAGAUCUUAUAGAAAAGGAUAAUGCAAUGACGAUAAACCAAACACACUCUAGACCCAGAAGAAGUGUCAGAGAUGCAAAAAAGGAAAAACAAAAUUAUGUUAUUGAUGACUAUGAAGAAGGCAUGUUGUUUGAGGAAGAGGAAGAGGAAGAGGAAAAUGAAAAUGAAAAUGAAAAUGAAAAUGAAAAACUUAAAGCAUUACUUGAAAAUAGUGAGAGUUAUCUUACAGAAGCAGAUUUAAGGUCUUUAAUACCAGAAUUACUUCAAAAGCUUCCAAAAGAAGAGUUACAUGAACUCACAGCGUUGUUGCCAGAGCCAGAUGUUAUUGGAAAGGGGAAAGAUCGUGAAAUUGCUCCUAACUUUGCAUCUAUUUCUAACAACCACUUUUGGGAAGCUGUGGAUCGAUGGCAGGAGGUGCUACUUAUGGGUGGUUUUGAUCAAAAGAAAAAGCUUGAAAAACAACCUGAAGUUGAAGAAGAUACUUCCUUUAAGGAUGAUAAUUACGAAGCAUAUUGGGGGGAACGUCUUGAACGAGACCGUAAACAAAAAGAGAGGAAGACAUAUAUGGCAAAUAAUGCAUCUGACCGUGGACGUGGACGAGGACGAGGACGUGGACGAGGACGUGGACGGGGUCGUGGAGGAGCGGCUAACAAAGACUAAGGAAAGGAGUUAUUCUGUUUAUUUUUAUUUAUUUUUCAUUUCACGAGUAGUCUAUGUAUAUUUAUUUAUUUCUUCUUCUUUUGUUUACAAGAAAGGAAGAAGAAAAAGCAUAUAGCAUUGUUUUUUUUUGUACUUGUACAUAAGCAUUCAUAUAUGUUUGUUUUUAAAAUAAUAAUAAUAAAUGAAAUAUUAUUUACAUUAA